GCUGUAUAUCCAAACGGCUUACCCUACUUCCGCUCCCUUAGCCCACCCGAUCUCUUGUCUCGUAGCAUCAGCGAGCAAAAUCUUCCAAAAUGGCACCCAAGAACAAGGCAAAGAAGGGAAAGAACACCGAUAAUGACUACUGGGACAAAGUAGGCGAACCCGUCCUCAACAACAACGUCGCAGGCCAAGAUGAUGCUGGAUCGGAUGACGAUACGCCUGCCCCCCGGAAGGGAGCGACGUCCGCAUUUGCUGCCCUGCACCAGGAUGACAUCCCCAAUGAAGAGGAAGAGGAGGACUUCGGUGGGCUAAUGUCCAUGAUCAAAAACCAGUCAAAGGGCAAGAAGGACAAGAAGAAGCUGAAAAAGGCCCAGGCUUUCGAUGAGGAGAACUUGAACGCUGACGGGGACGCAGCAGCGUCGGCUGAGUCCAAGGGUCCAGUCGAGAUGACUGCCGAAGAUCUUGCCGACGAGGAGUGGGGUCCCACAAAGGACAAGAAGAAGGGCAAGAAAGGGAAGAAAGGGAAGGGCGCCCCUGCUGAGGACGCCGAGCCACCUGCUGAAGCUGAGGAGGCUGCUCCCGCCCCUGCUGCGGAGCCUACUGCUAAUGGUGAUGACGGCGAAGAUGAUGCUGGUCCUAAGGUGUUGACGAAGAAAGAGAAGGAGAAGCUCAAGAAGGAACGCGAGAAGGCGAAAAAGAAGGCACAGGCGGAGGCUAAGAAGGGAGUACCUGAGGUAAAAGAGGCUCAGGCAGAAGCCGAGGAUAAAGAAGAGGAGGCAAAGGACGAUGCCGCAGAUGGAGAUGAAGGUGGCGAGGGAGGUGGCAAGAUAGACUCAAAGAAGAAAAAGAAGAAGAAGGGGAAGAAGGACGACGAUGCUGCUGCUCCGGCAUCUACCCCAACACCUGCCGCAGGGAAGAAGAAAGCAGGCGGAGGCAUCAGCGCUCUGAGGGCGAUGAUGGAAGAGAAGAAGAAGUUGGAGGAGGAGGUACGGAAGCGGGAAGAAGAGGAGAGACGUCGGAUCGAGGAAGAGGAGCGUCUGGCAGAGGAAGAGGCAAAGAAGAAGGAGGAAGAGAAACAGCGGAAGAAGGAGAAGGAGAAGGCUAAGCGCGAGCAGGCGAAGAAGGAAGGGAGGCUGCUUACGAAGAAGCAGAAAGAAGAGAAGGCGGCGGCUGAGAUCAGGAAGAAAGCACUGCUCGCUUCCGGAGUGCAGAUUGAAGGACUGCAACAGCAGGCCGACGGUGUACAGGCACCGAAGAAAGUGGUCUAUGGCAAUCGCAAGAAGAAGGGACCGGCUGCCCAGAAAGGUGGAUCGGCUACUCCUUCGUCGAGGGCGAGGACGCCUGAGCCCGAGCCCGAGCCCGAGCCUGAACCGGAGACGCCUGCUACUCCCGCUGGAGCGGAACCCGAGAAGGUGACAGCUGCUCCUGACGUCAAAGAUGAAUGGGACGCCAGUAGCGAGGAUGAAGCACCAGCAGCAACUCCCGCUGCGGAGAGCGUAAAGGACGAUUGGGAUGCUCCCAGCGAGGAGGAUGAGCCUGCUAAACUUGUAGAGACUCCUAAACCUCAAGCAAACGGCAAGCCAACCGGGGCUCAGAAGGUACCGGACGCUGUGAAGCCAACAUCUACUACCGCAGCCAAAUCUGAGGCAGAUGAGGACUCCGAGUCGGAAGAAGAUUCAGAGUCAGAUUCAUCCGAAGAGGACUCCGACGAGGACUCAUCCGAGGAAGACUCAGAUGAAGGUAUGACAAACACCCAGCGUGUCGCGGCACAGCGCAAGGCAGAGGCUGCAGAGCGGAGGGCAAAGGCUCACGAAGCCGCCCUUGCGGCGCGGAGCAAGGACAACCUGCGCAGCCCUAUCUGCUGUAUCUUGGGUCAUGUCGACACAGGUAAAACGAAGCUGUUGGAUAAGAUACGGCAAACGAACGUCCAGGAGGGUGAAGCUGGUGGUAUCACGCAACAAAUUGGUGCUACCUACUUCCCUGUUGAGGCCAUCAAGACUAAGACAGCUGUUCUCAACAAGGAUGGCAAGCAAGAAUAUAAAGUUCCGGGAUUGCUCGUCAUUGAUACCCCCGGACACGAAUCCUUCACGAACUUGCGGUCCCGAGGUAGUUCGCUCUGUAACAUCGCUAUCUUGGUAGUCGAUAUCAUGCACGGUCUUGAACAACAAACAUUAGAGUCUUUACGCUUAUUGAGGGAUCGAAAGACUCCAUUCAUUGUUGCACUCAACAAGAUCGAUCGUUUGUAUGGGUGGGAGCCCACCCCUGAUGGCGCUUUCCGCGAAUCACUGGCUAAGCAGAAGCAGUUUGUUCAACGCGAAUUCGACGAUCGCAUGCAGAAGACCAUUAUCGCCUUUGCCGAACAAGGUUUGAAUGCUGUUCCCUACUACGAGAACAAGAACUUUGCUCGGAACGUUUCGCUGGUGCCGACAUCUGCUGUCACGGGCGAGGGUGUUCCCGACAUGAUCAUGCUCCUGCUCAAUCUUACGCAACAGCGUAUGGCAGAUCGCCUCAUGUACCUUUCCGAACUCGAGUGUACGGUGCUUGAGGUCAAGGUCGUUGAAGGUCUCGGUACAACCAUCGAUGUUGUCCUGUCGAAUGGUAUACUGCGAGAAAGUGACAAGAUCGUUGUGUGUGGUCUCAAUGGGCCUAUCGUCACUCAAGUUCGCGCACUGCUGACUCCCCAACCCUUGCGUGAACUGCGUAUCAAGUCAGCCUACGUCCAUCACAAAGAGGUCAAGGCAGCUCUUGGUGUCAAGCUCGUCGCCCCUGAUCUUGAGAAAGCCAUUGCUGGUUCUCGUCUGCUUGUCUGCGGUCCUGACGACGAUGAAGACGACCUCCGUGAUGAAGUCAUGUCGGACUUGACGUCGCUGUUGAAUUCCAUUGAUAAAUCCGGUCGUGGUGUCUGCGUCCAGGCCAGCACACUCGGUUCCCUCGAGGCUCUACUCGACUUUCUGAAGGUCAGCAAGAUUCCAGUGUCGGGCAUUAACAUUGGUCCUGUGCACAAGAAGGACAUCAUGCGUUGCGCCACUAUGCUUGAGAAGGCUAAAGAGCUCGCUGUCAUCCUUGCUUUCGACGUCCCCGUGGACCGUGACGCAGACAGGCUUGCGGAGGAGAUGGGUAUUCGUAUUUUCAAAGCCGACAUCAUCUAUCACCUGUUCGACGCGUUCACUGCUUAUAACAACGAGAUCAUGGAGGCCAAGCGCCGCGAUGCUGCUCCUCAGGCUGUAUGGCCAUGCAGACUCAAGACCAUCGCCGCGUUUUGUAAGCGUGACCCCAUCAUUCUCGGUGUCGACAUUCUGGAUGGCACUCUGCGCGUCGGUACUCCGCUUUGUGUAGUGAAGAUAGACCCCACGACGCAGAAGAAGGAAAUUAUUGACUUGGGUAAAAUCACGUCCCUCGAGAUCAACCACAAGACCUUCGAUAUAGUCAAGAAGUCGCAAGCAGGUGGUGGUGUCGCCGUCAAGAUCGAGCAUGCCGUGUAUCAGUCAGCCAAGAUGUUCGGCCGGCACUUCGAAGAAAAGGACGAAAUUAUCAGCCAUAUCAGUCGCCAGAGUAUCGACGUGCUCAAGGCUACAUUCAAGGCCGAUGUAUCGAACGAAGAAUGGCAUCUUAUCAAGGCUCUCAAACCCCGCUUGAACAUCCAAUAAAGGGUUUAGUUCAAAUCAAAUCCUGGUCAUGUAGCGUACUUUGAACAUAUACUUACUAGGUAGCUCGGCCCGGAGGCAAUCCCACGGUUAUCUUGUAUCACAUCAUAGGUUGUCAUUACAUUUGUAUUUAUACCGCACAGAUACGAUAGCAAAUUUUCGC
Messenger RNA from Coniophora puteana RWD-64-598 SS2, 3804 nucleotides. RefSeq lists its product as uncharacterized. Gene Ontology annotation, molecular function: translation initiation factor activity; GTP binding; GTPase activity. The transcript has 15 exons. The record is from RefSeq and is a predicted model, not a curated record. The coding region runs from base 90 to 3644 and encodes 1184 amino acids. NCBI's taxonomy places the organism in Eukaryota, Fungi, Basidiomycota, Agaricomycetes, Boletales, Coniophoraceae.